Boeremia exigua is the source of this 2242-nucleotide messenger RNA. RefSeq names its product nucleolar complex-associated protein-domain-containing protein. Lineage: Eukaryota; Fungi; Ascomycota; Dothideomycetes; Pleosporales; Didymellaceae. The record is from RefSeq and is a predicted model, not a curated record. Gene Ontology annotation, biological process: DNA replication initiation. Gene Ontology annotation, cellular component: nucleolus. Gene Ontology annotation, molecular function: chromatin binding. The transcript has a single exon. The coding region runs from base 86 to 2116 and encodes 676 amino acids.
AUCGCGGGCGGUGAAACAAAAAGUGUGCACACCAGCCGGGACGUGCUGCACCCUCUGCUCCGCUCACACCCCGCCAUACAAUAUCAUGUCGCGCCCCUCUGCCCCGAAGAGAAGGAGACUUUCGCCGCCCGAGGACGAUGCGCCGGCGCCAGGCCACCAGCAGUCGUUUUUGAAGAGCGCGGCCAAGUGGGAUCUGGAGCAGGACUACGAGAACCGCCCGCGCCGCCUCGACAAGAAGAAGAAGAAGGGCCAGGACAAGCUGCCCGUCCGGACUACUGAGGGAUGGGUCGCGCUGCCCGCCGCUCCGGUCGAGGUCAAGGACGAGGAAGUGUCGGACAGCUUCCUGGGCUCUGGUAGUGAGGGCGACGAGGAAGAAGCGGAGGAGGAAAAGAAGGCGCCCAAGAUCCCCGCGCGACAACAGAUUCUCGAGGCAAAGGAGGAGCUGGCCCGCAUUGCGAGCCUGGUCAACGAGGAUCCCGAGGAGCACAUUGGCGCGCUGAAGACACUGGCCGCCAUUGCCGAGUCCGAGAACAACACGGUCAAGAAACUGGCGCUGGCGACAUCGGUCACAAUCUUCAAGGAUCUGAUUCCCGGCUACCGGAUCCGACCUAUCGCCGAAGAGGCCAUGGGCGAGAAGGUGUCGAGGGAGGUCAAGAAGCUGCGCCACUUCGAGCAGAAGCUCGUCUCCGGCUACGAGACAUAUGUCAAGCAGCUGGCUGCGCUCUGCAAGCUCAGUGGAUCCAGCGACGAGCAGAAAGCAAGCCUGGCCACCGUCGCUGUCAGCUGCGCGUGCAACCUGCUCACAGCGGUGCCUCACUUCAACUUCCGCAACGACCUGCUGAAGAUUAUGGUCGGCAAGUUGAGCACGCGACGCGUCGAUGCAGACUUUGUACGGUGCAGGGAGGCAGUGGAGAAGCUGUUCGCCGAAGACGAAGACGGCAACGUCUCCCUCGAGGGCGUCACUCUGCUGACCAAGAUGAUGAAGGCGAAGCACUACAACUUCGACGAGAGUGCACUGAACACAUUCCUCCAUCUCCGCCUUCUCUCCGAUUUCCACAGGAAAGCUUCCUACAACUCCGUCGACAAGGACGAAGAGGAUACUGUCAAGAAGAUCAAGCAGAAGCGCGAGUUCAGGACGAAACGCCUGCGCAAGGACCUGAAGGAGAAGAAGGCGAUCGCAAAGGAGUUCAAGGAGGCCGACGCGGCUGUAUCACACGAAGAGCGCGACAGGAUGCAGGCCGAGACCCUCAAGCUGGUCUUCGUCUGCUACUUCCGCAUCCUCAAAGCCCGCUCGCCGAAGCUCAUGGGCGCCGUCCUUGAAGGCCUGGCACGCUACGCACAUCUCAUCAACCAGGACUUCUUCGGCGACAUCCUCGAAGCCCUGCGCGACAUCAUCGCGACCGCCGAAAUCUCCGCCGCCGCCGAGGUCUCCGAAGACGAAGACGCCGAGUCCGACUCAGACGACGACGAAGCCCCCGAGCGCAACCUCUCCCGCGAAUCGCUCCUAUGCGUCAUCACCGCCUUCGCGCUCCUCGAGGGCCAGGACGUCCUCAAACAAGCCUCCACCCUCAAACUCGACCUCACCUUCUUCAUCACCCAUCUGUACCGCACGCUGCACCCGGUCAGCGUCAACGCCGACAUCGAACUCAGCGCCAAGUCGCUCCACCUCCCGGACCCGGGCGCGCGCGAAAACCCCCACGCCCCCAGCCCCAACAAGAUCAACGUCCAGACCACCAUCGUCCUGCUCAUCCGCUCGCUCUCCUCCGUGCUGCUGCCCGCCACCGCCCUGCGCGGCGUGCCCCCGAUCCGCGUCGCCGCCUUCACCAAGCAACUCAUGUCGAUAUCCCUGCAGCUGCCCGAGAAGAGCUGCAUUGCGAUGCUGGGGCUGCUAAACCGGGUCGCGCGCGCGCACGGCAAGAAGGUUGCGCCGCUGUGGAACACGGAGGAGCGCCGGGGCGACGGCGUGUUUGACCCGCUCAAGGCGGAGUUCGAGGGGAGCAAUGCGUUUGCGGCGACGGUGUGGGAGGGCGAGUUGCUGAGGCGGCAUUAUGCGCCUGCCGUGCAGGAGGCGCUGAAGGGGAUCGAGGGGAAUGUGAAGGAGGCGCUGAAGGGGUAGAUUGCAUGGAUGGUUGUGGUGUGUGAUACCCGCAGGUGGUUUUAUAAUGGGUCGACGUUGUGUCUUCGCGCGACCCUUUGGUAGUAGUUGUUCGAAUGAGUACUGUAGCGGUUACAUCUCAGGCUU